This is a messenger RNA of Coregonus sp. 'balchen', 22365 nucleotides long. The record is from the annotation of a GenBank genome assembly. Lineage: Eukaryota; Metazoa; Chordata; Actinopteri; Salmoniformes; Salmonidae.
AUGGGAAGAUUAGACACUCUGAGAGAAUUUAAUUUAUUGUCAUGGAUGAGAGAGGAAAGACAAUCGAGGAAGUUGAUCCUGGUCAUCGUUUUCAUCGCCUUGCUGCUGGAUAAUAUGCUUCUAACGGUUGUCGGUAGGUGCAACUUUGGAUAAAGUAUUUUCACACCGGUUACCUGUUGCGUCAACUAUUAUUUCACCCAUUGAAACUCGCAUUGUAUUUCUAAAACCAAUUGGAGUCUGUUGCUAGCCUAAAUAACCCAUCAACAAUUUGGACACAUGACAGAUAUUCUUUUGAACCAUGCAAUGUUUGGUUAUUUCCAUUUUAAGAAGGUUGUAUUCUCCUCUUUGUUUCGAGUAGUUACAUUUUGUUUUUUUGGUGUGGAACAAAAGUUAUUAAUGUCAGCGUCCUGGCUAUUGUUUUCCAAUAAUAAAAAAAAGAAACUAGGCUAGUCUAAAGCCUAUGAUUUGCUCAAAAUGUAGCCUUGCCUGAAGCUUUGUAAUAAUAUACGAAAUAAGACACUAGCUACUUCAGUUGUUAAUCUUGCAUAGACCUGGUCAUAUAAUUUCAUUUAAUUCAAAUAAGAUAGACAUUGAUUGGUUUGUCAUCCAAUAUUAGAUAGCACAAUGAGUAAGAAUUAAUGCAUAAAAUAUUUCAUAAAUCAAACAGAUUGUGAAUUCAAAUGCUAUUAUACCCAUAAUAACAUAUUAGUAGGCGGCCAAUGUGCAACAAUGUUGUUCCCUAAACGUUUAAUAUGUCUAUUAUGAUUAUUAAUGUUAUCAGAUUGUGUCAAAUUGCUAUCAACCUUAGGCAUUUUCAAAAGCUGUAGCCGAUAGUGUAAAGCUUCACAGGGAGAUUAAUUGUUCAUAAUUUAACAUAAUUUAUAUUGCCUUUCACGUGGCCAAGUAAAGAGUAAUUAUUAAAUGAAAACUGGUGGACCGGGAUGGUGGACCCGCUACAGAUGUAUUUUUGGUCCCAAGGUCCCUGUUCACUUGAUUUACUUGAAAGCAUCAACACUGCCAUUACCAAUGAAUCUCCCAGACGUAUCCGAUAGAUUAUAGAUGACAUUGAUGUGCGCGUAAAUGCUGUUAUUUUGCGCGAGAUUGCACCCUCAGCGCUGGACAGGUCUCCCGGACAUGUCCAUUGAGCACUGGAUACAGGUGCGCAUUGGAAGAAUGUCAGAAUAUAUCAGUCAGAAAUUACUCUAGAGUAGCUAGCUGUAUAUGCCUAUAUGUGAUUGGAGGCAAAUCUAUAAACAGCAAGGGCAUAACUUUGUGUUACAUACUGGAUCAAUGGGUUUCAGUGGCAACACCCUUAAGGUAGGUCUGGGGGAAUGCCCCCCAAGAGAUUAAAAAAAUUAAAUAAAAAUAGCUGUGAAAUUGUUAUUUCUGGUGAAUUUUUAAGGGAACAUAUCCAAAAAUGUCCUGAUAAUUUGGUACCCCAAUCACAACUGAAAUACCAAUAUUUUUCUAUAUUACUUGUAACUGUGUUCUUACUCGUAACAGUUCAGAAAGUCACCACCACACCCCUUCUUUAACUACAUUUAAAUGUCAAAACCCAUUCAUCUAUUUGUGUACCCUUCACCAUGCUUGGCUAGUAGAUGGUCUUGAAUAACUAAUUUCUCAUACCGAAUUAACUUAAAAGGAGUCGAGGCAAUCUGAGUCCAGAAACAUCUUACUUGGUUACACAAUUUUAUUGCAGUAUUAAUUCGUACAAUAAUUCAGUGACAGUCAAAAUAUAACUCCUCAAUAAGGAAUAAAAUGCUAUAGCAAUAGACUUCAAAAUAAAUAAAUCAGUAUGGCAUCAUGCUCAAGAAAUAGACUUAAAAAUAUACCCAUCAGUAUGGCCUCAUGCUCAAGCAAUAGACAUCAAAAAUGCAUAGCAACAACUCAUUGUCAUUCACCAUCAAGUAAAAAACACACACAUUCAAUAACAGUCAAUAACCGGUUGCAACCUUAUACAAAGGUGGGCAUAUAGUGGUACAGAGAUGGGUCAGAUCUUUAGUCUCAAUUCACUUAAAUGCACCAAAUACCUGUUUACGCAUGUCACUGCAAGCAAUAUAAUUAUGGCAUAUUGUUUUCCUAUCUAUGGUAUCCAGCUUUUCCAGGUGGAUAUGACAGACAUCAACAUGGUUCAAUCUGCUUUCUCACCUGAUGACCUGUUUGUCCUCUCCCUGCCUCAACAUGGGUGGUGCUCUCUCUCUCCCUCUCUAUACUGCCUGUCUCUGACCCCUGUCAUGACAACCAAAUGAAAUCAGAAUAUAAGCAACAACAUUUGUUAUAGCACUUGGGUACCAGUCUAUUAGGAAUUGUACAGUGUAGUUAGCUAGCUAGCUUUGUAGCCAUUCAUUCAUUUACGUAGUAUUUUGCACUCCCAAAAAUAAACUAAUGUACUGCACUUUUCUCUUCUUUGGUGUUGGCACCUCCAUUAAAGGCACUAUCUACUUUUUCACUAAGGUGAACACUGACUCACUGAGUGCUGCUCAUCUGAAACUGCAGUUGAAAGGGAAAAGGAGAAGAUCCAGAAACAAUGCUAACUUUGGUGCUAGCUUAUUAGCUAAUUUAGCUAACAUUAGCCUAGCUACAAUAGCCAACCUAACAUUGCAUGCAUCAGUAUAACUCGUAUAAAACUAUUCAUCACCAUUAGUUCGCUAGUUACACAACAACAUAGGAAUACAUCAAUGAAAUGUUCAUGAAGUUCUACUCAUUGCAAAUUGGCCUGUUUCAAAUAUUGGGGAGGUCAUGACCCCCUAAUAAUUAAUAUGAUAAAAACAUGAUAAUAACAUAAAAAUAUUAAAAUAAUAGGCUAAAACCAUCUUCAUGGGGCCAAUUAUUGUGUUAUCUGCCAUAUUUAUAGCUAAAUGAGUUAAAUCCAAUCAAUCUAUUCUUAAACCUUUGAAACAAAUGUAGUGUGUGUCCUAAUGUCACAUCCGCUACACAAAUCAAAUAAAUAUGAAAUAAAUUCUUAAUUAUAUUCCACACAGACUUUGUAUAGUGUUCAAAUCGUGGUUAGGUCUAUCAGGGAGAAGUUAUAUCAGAAUAUAGGAGAUAUAACCUUUUUCAACAUCUCUUUUUCUGAUCUUUUAUUCUUGGUAGUCCCCAUCAUCCCUAGCUACCUAUACACAGUUGAUGAUGCAGCAGCCAACAUGGCCAAGAAUCACACUACGGCCUCCCCACAUACCCCUUCUGGAACCUUCCAGACCAUCGUGUCCCUCUAUGACAACUCUGUCAGGGUAACCAGCGGGGGCCCAAUGGACUCCACACCCAUACCCUUGGGUCAGACGCAGGGGGUCUCUCCUUCCACCUCGGCUCUCACACCCCACAACUCCACACAGCCCGACUGCCCCAAAGCAGAUGACCAGCUGCUCAAUGAGAAUGUGAAAGUGGGACUACUCUUUGCCUCCAAGGCCACUGUACAGCUCAUCACCAACCCCUUCAUUGGGCCUCUCACCAACAGGUGGGUGAAUGACAGCCUCUAACCGUCACAUUUCCCCAUGUCCACACUGGUGUGUUUACUGUUACUCACUCUUUUUCAAAUAUCAUAUUUUUAUGCUUAUUUCUAGAUUAUUUUAAAUUGAAUGCCAGCUGUGAACUGGUUUGCAUGGCAACUAGCUUAGCUGUAUAUUCAUAUAAUUCAGGUUUCAUAAGACCUGUCUAUUUAUGUUACCCUUGUUUAUGAAGAGCUGCGGCAGGUAGCCUAGCAGUUAAGAGCAUUGGGUCAGUAAGCGAAGGUCGCUGGUUUGAAUCCCCGAGAUGACUAGGUGAAAAAUAUGUAAUUGUGCCCUAGAGCAGAGUGUCUGCUAAAUUACUCAAAUUUAAAAGUUUUAGCAUUUAAAAUGAUUCACUGGUUGCACUCAUUUAUAAAGUGGUUGUUUCAUACAGUUAUGACUUGAUUUGACUAAGAAUUAAAACAAGUAGUUUUGAAUCACACUAAAAUGAGAUGACAGCAGGCAGGCAAGCUGGACCAGUGUGUGUAUCUUCAGAGUUCAGUGCAUAGUCACAUGCAGUGUGGGUGCCUGCCAGGUCACAGUGGCUUCCUGCUAGCCCAGAGCUAAAUGGUGACUCAGCUUGCCCUGAGUUUGGGUACUCAGUCAAAGGUCAUUAUUUAAUAACAUGUAUGUAUUUAUCUAAGUCAAAUCACAGUAUAAAUGGAAAGAAAGACCAGUAACAGACUCUUUUCAAGUGACAGGGAGGAAAAUCAAAAACGGAUAACAUUUGUACAGUAUAUUGCUAUUUUGAGACCAAAUGGCAUGUCAGUUAAUAAUAAUAAUAAUAAUUUGCCAUUUAGCAGACGCUUUUAUCCAAAGCGACUUACAGUCAUGCGUGCAUACAUUUUUGUGUAUGGGUGGUCCCGGGGAUCAAACCCACUACCUUGGCGUUACAAGCGCCGUGCUCUAAUCCUGCCUGCUCCCAUGUAGCUAAAUUCCUGUUUAGGGAUUUGUGUUGGAUUUAUGCUUCCCUGUAUGCAUCCAGCAUGCAUUCAGUAUGGAUCUCUGCUUGUAGUGCUUUACAAGCACUUGUAGUUAUUGUUUUGAACUACUUACUGUUUUAAAAUUGCUCAAUAUCGAUUAUACUACAGAUCAAUUAUUUUAUAGACAUACCUGUAUGUUAGCACACAUUCUGAAAGACCAAGGUGUCAGAGAUAUUACUGGGAGGUAUUUUCUUAUGGAAUGCGCCCACGGUUAAAAUAAGGAAUCAGUCAAGAUGUGAGCUCUAGCAGUGCUCACUGCUCAGUAUUGGCAAAUGCAUCAAGGCUAGUAUUUACCGUCUCAACUGGGCACCACAAUAUGCUGUAAUUGAAGCAAACAAUAGAAUCCUAUUAUUUCCCCUUGGUCACCUUCGGCUUGGAUAAGGACAACACAAGGCAAGUCAUGCAUGUCAGUUACAUGGAACAAAGCCUGCAGUACACACUCAAGUUGUACAACUACUGAUGUGCAAUGCAUUGUGAUACAACAUAAUUUUUCUGCACAAAAAUACUUUUUAAAGCAUUGACACCACACAAUGGUUGUGUAAACAGUAUUGAGAAGGGAUGUCUCUAUGUGCUUACAGAAUAGGAUACCAGAUCCCCAUGUUUGCCGGGUUCUGUAUUAUGUUCCUGUCAACCAUCAGUAAGUAUUACCCACAUCCACACCCGUCAGAUCCACACCUGUUUUCAGAUCUCACAACGUGUUUCAAUGAUGUCUAUUCAUGAUUUAUGUUUUCCUUCGUUUUCUUUUGUCUGAAUUUCUAUUGUCAUUGUUGUUGUUGUUAAGUGUUCGCCUUCUCAUCGAGCUACACUCUGCUGUUUCUGGCCAGAUCCCUGCAGGGUGUGGGCUCCUCCUGCUCCUCCGUGGCUGGUAAGGUCCUUGGCAUUAGCCCUGACAUUUAUGGAUGCUUUCAGGAUUAGCUUCACUUUGAGACAGCUGCAGCAAGAACAUACAGUUUCUCCAGAAACUUCACCUUUUCAUUACUGUAGGCCUACCUUGUUAUGUCUCUCAAGUUGAACAAUCAUUUCUCACAGCUCUAGUGGAGUUAUUGAAAGGUGCUGUGGUAGAGGGACAAAUACUCCUAAUAUAGCGCUGGCAAAUGUCUAUUCAAACAGUCAGAGCAGUGUUUCAAUAAAGUGUGCUAUAAAUAAAUAAAAUACCCUGACUGCUUUAACCAAACAUAUACACUACCGUUCAAAAGUUUGGAUUCACUUAGAAAUGUCCUUGUUUUCGAAAGAAAAGCAAUUUUCUUGUCCAUUAAAAUAACAUCACAUUGAUCAGAAAUAGACAUUCUUAAUGUUGUAAAUGGCUAUUGUAGCUGGAAAUGGCUGAUUUUUAAUGGAAUAUCUACAUAGGCGUACCAGAGGCCCAUUAUCAGCAACCAUCAGUCCUGUGUUCCAAUGGCAUGUUGUGUUUGCUAAUCCAAGUUUAUCAUUUUAAAAGGCUAAUUGAUCAUUAGAAAACACUUUUGCAAUUAUGUUAACACAGCUGAAAACUGUUGUGCUGAUAUAAAAAGCAAUACAACUGGCCUUCUUGAGACUAGUUGAGUAUCUGGAGCAUCAGCAAUUGUGGGUUCGACUACAGGCUCAAAAUGGCCAGAAACAAAUAACUUUCUUCUGAAACUCGUCAGUCUAUUCUUGUUCUGAGAAAUGAAGGCUAUUCCAUGCGAGAAAUUGCCAAGAAACUGAAGAUCUCGUACAACGCUGUGUACUAUUCCCUUCACAGAACAGCGCAAACUGGGUCUAACCAGAAUAGAAAGAGGAGUGGGAGGCCCCGGUGCACAACUGAGCAAGAGGACAAAUACAUUAGAGUGUCUAGUUUGAGAAACAGACGCCUCACAGGUCCUCAACUGGCAGCUUCAUUAAAUAGUACCCGCAAAACACCAGUCUCAACGUCAACAGUGAAGAGGCGACUCCGGGAUGCUGACCUUCUAGGCAGAGUUGCAAAGAAAAAGCCAUAUCUCAGACUGCCCACUUAAUCUUUUCUUUUUAUUGGCCAGUCUGAGAUAUGGCUUUUUCUUUGCAACUCUGCCUAGAAGGUGAGCAUUCCGGAGUCGCCUCUUCACUGUUGACGUUGAGACUGGUGUUUUGUGGGUACUAUUUAAUGAAGCGGCCAGUUGAGGACCUGUGAGGCGUCUGUUUCUCAAACUAGACACUAAUGUAUUUGUACUCUUGCUCAGUUGUGCAUCGAGUUUCAGAAGAAAGUUAUUUGUUUCUGGCCAUUUUGAGCCUGUAAUCGAACCCACAAUUGCUGAUGCUCCAGAUACUCAACUAGUCUCAAGAAGGCCAGUUUUAUUGCUUCUUUAAUCAGCACAACAGUUUUCAGCUGUGCUAACAUAAUUGCAAAAGGGUUUUCUAAUGAUCAAUUAGCCUUUUAAAAUUAUAAACUUGGAUUAGCUAACACAACAUGCCAUUGAAACACAGGACUGAUGGUUGCUGAUAAUGGGCCUCUGUACACCUAUGUAGAUAUUCCAUAAAAAAUCAGCCGUUUCCAGCUACAAUAGCCAUUUACAACAUUAACAAUGUCUACACUGUAUUUCUGAUCAAUUUGAUGUUAUUUUAAUGGACAAACAAAUUACUUUUAUUUCGAAAACAGUCAAAUGUAAACUUUGUUUCCAUAUCAUUUUGACCAAAAAAAUCUAUGUGAUGACGAUGAAUCAAUAUGGAAAACUGAUUGGAUUAGCAAAAAGUAAUCAAAGAAAAAUAAAUUGGUUAGUUUUUUAUUCUAAAUCCAAUGACAUUGUGAAAUUUUUUGUUGAUUUCAUGUUGAAUUCACGUUAGUUGACAACUCAACCAAAUGUAAAUCAAAAAUAGAUGUUGAACUGAUGUCUGUGCCCAGUGGUUAGCUACAUGUCCUGUUCUUCUUCUAUAGGGAUGGGGAUGCUUGCCAGUGUGUACACAGAUGAUGAGGAGAGGGGAAAUGCCAUUGGGAUAGCCCUGGGUGGUCUCGCCAUGGGUGUGCUUGGUAUGUACACAAUUCAUGAUGCGUUUGAGCUCUUUGUAGACUACAGUAACAGGCUACGGUUGGCCAAAACCAUUGACCAUCUUUACUUUCUUCCACCCAGUGGGCCCACCAUUUGGCAGUGUCAUGUAUGAGUUUGUGGGGAAAACGGCCCCUUUCCUCAUUCUGGCUGUUCUGGCUGUGCUGGAUGGAGGUAAUGUGGCCAUGUUUCUAUCAUGAAGCAGAAAUACUGUUUUCUCCAAUCAGGAGUUACCUGUUUAGGGAUGCUAACUAAGUUCAGCCUCCGUGUCUCCCAACAGCACUGCAACUGUUCAUUCUCCAGCCCUCAAAGGUGGAACCAGAGGUGAGUAUAUUGCUAUAGAUUUUACAGCUCUUUUUACAAUUAUUUAUGUAAAUUCAUUGGAAUGUGUUCACAAUCACCAGAUCACUGUGAUAUCAAUAGUGUAUUAUAUGUGAUUUUAUUGGGAUUGGAUUCAAACAGUGUUUUUCCAGAUGAUUAAAGUGCUUUACACCAGCGAUUCUGAAAUGGGGGUCGCGACUCACGAUGGGAGAUUUUAAAUGGGUCGCGGGUGUCUGAGUAAAAAAAAAAAAAAAGUCUGAAUUUAAACAACUAAAUGUGUAGGUCUCUGGUAUGAUGGGUUACCAUCCCCGUUAGAGGAGAUGUGUGCCUGUGAUGGAGAUUCCUAUCACAACCCCUCUGACUUUGAUCUAUGGGGCUGAUGUGUAUCAGUCACCACAGAUACCAAGGAGGCAGAGAUUGAAUCAGAGCGCGAGAUGAUGGCUGUGAUUGUCAGACCAAUGGCGCUUAGACGAUGUUUAGUUGUGGAUGAUAGGGGAAAGUUGUUUAUGUUUGAAAUUGUUGUUUUGAAGAAUAUUAAAAAGGGGAAAAGGGAAUGGGUCUGGGUCAUGACAUAAUCCUCACUAUUAGUACAUAGCUGUCAUUAAGCUUAGAGAUGGUGCCAGAGGGACUGACAACGGGUUAUUGUCAGCGCUGUGCCAGUCUUCAGUAAACUCAAUGACUAUGUGUGGACAUUUUCUAUUCAGUACUGUAAGAGCAGGGACCCUCAGAAUAGAGAGGGAAAAUUGUGUUUCAGUAUGACAUAAGCACAGAUAGUAACCAAACAUCAUUGUGGAAUGAUGUAAACGCACAGACAGUACUGUAGCAAUUAUGUACCAUAUAGCAUUAUUUUUGGCUGCCUUUUUGUAUUAAUCAGUUUUGACAUGAAACUCAUGGCUCUCUGUUUAGCUCUACAUUUCAUGUCCCUUGUGACGAGGUGUGAAUGAAGGAGUCAGGCGCAGGAGGUAAAACACCGAAGUCCAGAGUUUAUUCCGUUUACAUAAAUAAAAUGCACCCAGCGUCAACCGAGCUACUCGCUCUCACAAUAAACAAUCACUCACAAAGACAAGGGGAACAUAGGGAACACUUAUACACAUACUAAUUAGGGGAAUGAGCACCAGGUGUGGGUGAUUGACAAGACAAGACAUGACAAGUGGAGUGAUGAGAAUGGGAUCGGCAGUAGCUAGUAAGCCGGUGACGACGAACGCCGAAACCUGCCCGAACAAGGAGGGGAGGCAGCCUCGGCGGAAGUCAUGACAGUACCCCCCUUGACACUUGGCUCCAGCAGUGCGCUGACCCCGGCCUCGGGGACGGCCAGGAGGACGCGGAGCAGGGCGAGUCGGAUGGCGACGGUGGAAAUCCCUCAACAGGGAGGGAUCGAGGAUGUCCCUCCUUGGGACCCAGCACCGUUCCUCCGGACCGUACCCCUCCCACUCCACGAGAUACUGAAGGCCCCCCACCCGACGCCUCGAAUCCAGUAUGGAAUGGACCAAGGACGCCGGGGCCCCCUCAAUGUCCAGAGGACGUGGAGGAACCUCCCGCACCUCAGACUCCUGGAGCGGACCAGCUACCCCCGGCCUGAGGAGAGACACAUGAAACGAGGGGUUAAUACGGUAAUCAGGGGGGAGUAACAACCUGUAUGUAACCUUGUUUAUCCUCCUCAGGACUUUAAACGGCCCCACAAACCGUGGGCUCAGCUUCUGGCAGGGUAGGCGGAGGGGUAGAUUCCGGGUCGAGAGCCAGACCCGAUCCCCCGGUGCGAAAACAGGGGCCUCCCUGCGGUGGCGGUCAGCGCUCGCCUUCUGACGACGCACGGCGCGCUGGAGGCAAACUUGGGCAGCGUCCCAAGUCUCCUCCGUGCGCCGAAACCAGUCAUCCACCGCAGAAGCCUCGGUCUGGCUCUGGUGCCACAGUGCCAGGACCGGUUGGUAACCCAAAACACAUUGGAAGGGUGUUAGGUUAGUGGAGAGGUGGUGGAGAGAGUUCUGAGCGUAUUCUGUCCAUGGCAGGAACACCGACCACUCCCCCGGCCGGUCCUGACAGUAGGUCCGGGUGAAGAAGAGGGCCCACCUGGCCUGGCGAGGAUUCAGCCUCCUUGCUGCCCGAAUGUACUCCAGGUUACGGCGGUCUGUCCAGACGAGGAAAGGGUGUUUCGCCCCUUCGAGCCAAUGCCUCCACACGUCAAAGCUCGGACAACAGCCAGCAGCUCCUGAUCACCAACGCCGUAGUUCUGCUCCGCCGAGCUGAGCUUCUUCAAAAAGAAGGCAUAGGGGUGGAGCUUGGGUGGCGUGCCCGAGCGUUGGGAUAAGACAGCGCCUAUCCCUACCUCGGACGCAUCCACCUCCACUACGAAGGAUAGUGAUGGAUCGGGGUGAGCCAGUACCGGGGCGGAGGUGAACAGACCCCACAAUCUACUGAAGGCCAAAUCAGCCUCAGCAGACCAGCAGAGCCAGGACGGCCCACCCUUCAACAAGGAGGUAAUGGGAGCUGCGACCUUGCCAAAGCCCCGAAUAAACCUCAGAUAGUAGUUGGCAAAGCCAAGGAAGCGCUGCACCUGCUUCACCGUGGUUGGAGUUGGCCAAUUACGCACGGCUGAAAUGCGAUCUCCCUCCAUCUCCACACCUGUGGUAGUAAUGCGGUAUUCAAGGAAGGAGAUUGACUGCUGGAAAAACUCACACUUCUCUGCCUUGGCAUAAAGAUCAUUUUCCAGCAGUCGGACCAGUACCUUGCGAACCAGGGACACAUGCUCGGCGCGCGUAGCGGAAUACACCAGGAUGUCAUCGAUGUAGACCACCAGACCGCGACCAAGCAUGUCCCGAAACACCUCACUCACAAAGGACUGGAAAACGGAUGGAGCAUUCAUCAAACCGUAGGGCAUCACCAGGUAUUCAUAAUGCCCGAGGUUGUGCUGAAUGCUAUUUUCCACUCAUCCCCUUCCCGAAUACGCACCAGGUUGUAGGCACUCCUGAGGUCUAAUUUGGUGAAAAAACGGGCCCCAUGGAUUGACUCAAUCACUGAAGGAAUGAGGGGAAGAGGAUAACUAAAUCGUACCGUCACCUUAUUCAGUGGUUGAUAAUCAAUGCACGGGCGUAAACCGCCAUCUUUCUUCUUCACAAAGAAGAAACUCAAGGAAGUGGAGGGACGUAUAUACCCCUGGGCAGGGACUCGGUGACGUAUGUUUCCAUAUCCUCCGUUUCAGCCUGCGACAGUGGAUACACAUGACUCCUGGGAGGUACAGCGUCUACCCAAAGGUUUAUCGCGCAAUCCCCCUCCCGAUGAGGUGGUAAUUUAGUCGCCUGCGUCUUGGAAAACGCGAGCGCCAGAUCAUGGUAUUCGGGGGGAAUGCGCACCAACGGAAACACCUAGACACCUACCCGGACACUCACGCGACCACCCCGUAAGAACCCUCUGCGGCCAUGAAAAAUUGGGGUUGUGAAGGGCUAACCACUGAAUACCUAAGACUACAGGGUAAGCAGGAGACUCAAUAAUCAAAAAAAUUAUCUGCUCAACAUGCGUCUCCUGUGUAAUCAUGGUGACUGGUACAGUAACCUCCUUAACCAACCUGGACCCUAAUGGUCGACUAUCAAGUGCUCUGAUGGGGAGUGGAAUGGAUAGGGGAACCAAUGAAAUGCCUUGACGGCGUACAAAUGCCCUGUCCAUAAAGUUCCCAGCUGCGCCUGAAUCGACUAGCGCCUUACACUGGGAAACUACCAGGUGAUCGGGAAAGGAGAUAGAGAAGGUAGAGUGCGCCGCAAAGGGCUCUGAACAAGUUUGGGUGUUCGUUACCUGGGGUGAUGCGUGAGUACCCUGCUUACCACCUCCAGACCCAAAAGAACGUUGACUGCGACGUGAGGUGGAUUGUCCCUUCAUGCCACCAGAGUGGCACUGUCGCUGUCCUCCUGCACUCUCUCGACCGGUGGCUCCCCCCAGCUCCAUCUGCUCGGGGUCAGAGUCGUCCGGAGUGGGAACGGGCAGACCCCUACCAGGACGUCCUCUGGCUGCUAGCAGAUUGUCCAGCCGGAUGUCCACCAGCUGGGAGAACGAUAGCAUGGCAUCACGGCAGGCUAGCUCCCGUCGGACGUCCUCCCUUAGGUGGCACCGGAAAUGGUCAAUCAGGGCACGCUCGUUCCACCCGGACCCCGCUGCCAGCGUCCAGAACUCCAGUGCGUAGUCCUGUGCGGUCCUCAUCCCCUGCCUCAGAUGGACCAGUCGUUCGCCCGCCUCUCGACCCUCAGGCGGGUGAUCGAAAACGGCCCGAAAGAGGCGAGCAAACGCCCGGUAGUCCUCCAACGCAGCACCUCCCUCGUUCCACACCGCGUUGGCCCACUCCAGGGCUCUCCCACAAAGUCAGGAAAUGAGGACACACAGGAGGUAAAACACCGAAGUCCAGAGUUUAUUCCGUUUACAUAAAUAAAACUAAACUAUAACAAGGGAAAAUAUUCCACCUUGGCAAAUACAAAUGGAAGAGUAGCUCAACCGAGCUACUCGCUCUCACAAUAAACAAUCACUCACAAAGACAAGGGGAACAGAGGGAACACUUAUACACAUACUAAUUAGGGGAAUGAGCACCAGGUGUGUGUGAUUGACAAGACAAGACAUGACAAGAGGAGUGAUGAGAAUGGGAUCGGCAGUAGCUAGUAAGCCGGUGACAACGAACGCCGAAACCUGCCCGAACAAGGAGGGGAGGCAGCCUCAGCGGAAGUCGUGACAUCCCUUUUCUCUCUACAGAGCCAGAAAGGGUCUUCACUAUGGAGUCUUAUGAAAGAUCCAUACAUACUCAUUGCUGCAGGUAAGACUGCAUCAUUUAUUAAUACUGUAAUAUUAUUACUUCAUUCUGAAGCACCUGCUGUGGCAUUUCCCAUUUCAGUCACACUAAGCAAAGAGCAAAGAGGCUGGAGCAAAGAGGUGGAAGAAGAAUUGACUCAGAUGUUCCAUCAAAUUCUAUUUCAGCGGUUGAAUUUGUGCCUUGAGCCAGGAAAAGACAAACACUGUGUCUACCAAUUGAUUUCAAAGUUAAGAACAGUAUUAUUGCCAGGGAGAGUGUUGCGAGGGAGUGAGCAUUGCAUGUUAAAAGGGGUCAUCUCUGCAUCAGAAUAGAUUGUGUAUGUGUGUGUGCGUGCGUGAGUGAGUGCGAGCGUGCGUCCGUGCAUUCGUGCGUGCAUUCUUGCAUGCGUGCUUGUGCAUGCAUGUGCAUGUGCGUGCAUAUGUGUGUGUGACUGUAUAUGUGUGUGCGUGCUUGCACACUUGCUUGUGUGUGUUGCAGUAUGUGUGAUACUGAAGUGCUGGGGGAAAAUGCAUCUAUGUGUCACCACUUCAAUUACCAGGUCCUUUGGCCAGGGUGAACUAAUACUUGGUAUAAUGUCUGAGGCUGAGGGAGAGUGGUAGGACACACCAAACAUGUGAAGAUGGAGUAUAACAGGCCCAGGGACCACUUAUCCUCCAUCCCAUUCUCUUUUCCAGGAUCCAUUUGUUUUGCAAACAUGGCCAUCGCCAUGUUAGAACCAGCGUUGCCUAUUUGGAUGAUGGAGACCAUGUGUCCAAGAAAAUGGCAGCUAGGUAUUUUGACAUUUAUUCUCCUUUUUGUCCCUCUUGACAACCCUGUUUCCCCUAUUGACAAUGCUGCACAUGAAACCAUUCUGCCCGCUGAAUGUACUUAGAAUAAAGGUCCUAAUUUCAACUCAAGGUUUGAAAACACAGCAUAGCACAAUAAUAACUUGACUAUGACAUUGUGGAUUAUAUAUAACUUUAGACUUGCAGUAACUUCAUAGGUGAACAUUGAAAAUCUCAUUGAAUUGAAACCAAAUCACUCUUUUUCUUUUCCGCCAUUAUUACUUAUUUUAUUAGUGGCGUUGACUAUGAGGACUCACACAGAUAAAGGGGGAUAAGAGAGGGGCUGGAGGAAUAUGGGGGGACAGGGCAGGAUAUUAGGGUGUCAUUUGAGGGCGAGUGGAGAGCAGGAGUGUUCAUUACUGUGUCUAGGAGAUGUGCUGGAGCCCUAUGAUGAAGGCUGAUAAUGUGACUGCUUAUCUGGGCCCCUCUCUCUACCCUGAUUCUCUCUCUCUCUCUCUCUCUGCCAGGCGUUGCCUUCGUGCCAGCCAGCAUCUCCUACCUUAUUGGAACCAACAUCUUUGGCGUCCUCGCACACAAGAUGGGGAGGUAGGGAGGGAAAUUACUCCCCUUUCUUCCGUCUCCUUAUCUUCUCCCACGUUGGUAUCUGUUUCCUGUGCUAUUGAGCAACUCUGAAUUAGAUUUCUCUGGCAGGUUGGGUAUUUGCUGUUUAUUGAAGUCUCAGUGUGACAGUGUGUUUAUGACCGCUUGGCUAAUGUUUGUUUGUUUGCCGCAGUUGAUCAGGUGUGUGAUCAGUCACAUAUGAAUCAUUCGAUUUUUACCUCACAUUUUAUGAAAAUACAUUUAUUUCAGGACUCAAAUAUUGCCUGUAGCCAUAGCAGUAUUAUUUUAGAAAGUUUGAAAUAAGUAACUGUCAGGCGUCAGUGUGUAGCGGUAGGACGGAGUCAGGCGCAGGACACAGAGCUAGUAGACAACGUACUUUACUCGUGAAAAUAAAUUAACAUAAUCUCCACGCAGGGAGGACAAAUCCCGCUCACCAGUCGAUGACACCAAACAUAGAACAAACACGCACACAACACAGUGGGAGCCAGAGGGUUAAAUAGGGAACAAAUCAUGAACAUAAUGGGAACCAGGUGUGUACAAUAAAGACAAAACAAGUAGAACACAGAAACAUAGAUCGGUGGCAGCUAGUACUCCGGUGACGACGAACGCCGAAGCCUGCCCGAGCAAGGAGGAGGGGCAGCCUCAGCUGAAUUCGUGACAGUAACUGCUAUUUGUUUUUCAAAAUGUCCUAAUCUUGACCUAAAGAAAACAGAUUGUGAUCCAUUUCCUUCCUCUAUUCAUUUAUUUUAGGUUUAAUAUUCUAAUAAAUCGGAUUGUGUGGCCUUGCGGUACAAAACAACGGUGGAGGGAGGGGAGAGGGACCUUGACUGUUGUCAUUGGCAGACCCUGAACUGCUCUUUCUUCUUUUCCCAGAUGGCUGUGCUCUCUCAUCGGGAUGGUCCUAGUGGGGGUUAGCAUCCUCUGUGUGAGUACUAGGCACAUCUUCCUCAGCUAGUGUUUAGCAUCCAGCUCAAUACAGUGCUUACCUUACCUGUUUGGCCUGGUGGUAUCAUCAAUACCAUCUAAAGAUUGUUUGAGUAACACUAUUGGCUAUAGGUGAAAGCUAGGGUUUUACCAACCCAGUCAUGUCAGAUCAGGAAUUACAUACAAGAAAGGAGGAAGUAAUGUCCUACUAUAUCUCAUUAGUCUGCAAAUCACAUUCUGAGUCUAGGGAAGGGGAGUUCACUCAGAAGUCAACCAGCAAAUAGCUAAUUCUCUGGAAACAGACAAUUCCAUUUUCAUUGUAGUGCCUUAUGCAGUUGUUUUUGUGUGUGCGAGAACAAAUGUGGUGAGAGAACAAAUAUCCUCAAGUCCCACAUAAAGAUGGUAUUCUGGAUUACACUGUAUACAUUUGAUCAAUAAAAACCCUCUUACACUCUUUACCUUGACUAUGUCCUGUGUCACAGGUUCCUUUUGCUAAGGACAUCUAUGGACUAAUACUUCCGAAUUUCGGUGUUGGUUUUGCAAUUGGUAAGUCAAUUUGUUUUGCAUUGUACAUGGAAACUGCACAUUUUGAAAUUAGCAUCUGGUUUCUAACAGAUACUACUGAAUUUCUCAAUGUCUUGUCUCUUGUCAGGCAUGGUGGAUUCCUCUAUGAUGCCAAUCAUGGGCUAUUUAGUGGACCUGAGACAUGUGUCAGUCUAUGGCACUGUGUACGCCAUUGCUGAUGUGGCAUUCUGCAUGGGCUUUGCUUUAGGUAACUCAGAUGCUUGAAAAUAACCCAGUCACACAUUCUUUUUUUUUGUGAUCAAGUUUUUAUUUUGGGGUUGACAAGACAAACAAAAAAGCACAAACCAAAAGACAUUACACAAAUACACAUUUGUCGCCCCACCCCAUCCCACCCACAGGACCCGCUACCUUAAGUACAUACACUACCAGUCAAAAGUUUGGACACACCUACUCAUUCAAGGGUUUUUCUUUAUUUGUUACUAUUUUUUACAUUGUAGAAUAAUAGUGAAGACAUCAAAACUAUGAAAUACCACAUAUGGAAUCAUGUAGUAACCAAAAAAGUGUUAAACAAAUCAAAAUAUAUUCUUCAAAUAGCCACCCUCUGCCUUGCUGACAGCUUUGCACACUCUUGGCAUUCUCUCAACCAGGUUCAUGAGGUAGUCACCUGGAAUGCAUUUCAAUUAACAUGUGUGCCUUCUUAAAAGUUCAUUUUUGAAAUUUCCUUCCUUCUUAAUGCGUUUGAGCCUAUCAGUUGUGACAAGGUAGGGGGGUAUACAGAAGAUAGCCCUAUUUGGUUAAAAACCAAGUUAAUAUUAUGGCAAGAACAGCUCAAAUAAGCAAAGAGAAACGACAGUCCAUCAUUACUUUAAGACAUGAAGGUCAGUCAAUACGGAACAUUUCAAGUUUCUUCAAGUGCAGUCGCAAAAACCAUCAAGCGCUAUGAUGAAACUGGCUCUCAUGAGGACCGCCACAGGAAUGGAAGACCCAGAGUUACCUCUGCUGCAGAGGAUAAGUUCAUUAGUUACCAACCUCAAAAAUUGCAGCCCAAAUAAAUGCUUCACAGAGUUCAAGUCACAGACACAUCUCAACAUCAGCUGUUCGGAGGGGACUGUGUGAAUCAAGCCUUCAUGGUCAAAUUGCUGCAAAGAAACCACUACUAAAGGACACCAAUAAGAAGAAGAGACCUGCUUGGGCCAAGAAACACGAGCAAUGGACAUUAGACCGGUGGAAAUGUGUUCUUUGGUCUGGAGUCCAAAUUUGAGAUUUUUGGUUCCAACCGCUGUGUCUUUGUGAGACGUGGUGUGGGUGAAUGGAUGAUCUCCACAUGUGUAGUUCCCACCGUAAAGCAUGGAGGAGGAGGUGUUAUGGUGUGGGGGUGCUUUGCUGGUGACACUGUCUGUGAGUUAUUUAGAAUUCAAGGCCCACUUAACCAGCAUGGCUGCCACAGCAUUCUGCAGCUACAGUAUACGCCAUCCCAUCUGGUUUGCGCUUAGUGGGAUUAUCAUUUGUUUUUCAACAGGACAAUGACCCAACACACCUCCAGGCUGUGUAAGGGCUAUUUUAUCAAGAUGGAGAGUGAUGGAGUGCUGCAUCAGAUGACCUGGCCUCCACAAUCCCCCGACCUCAACCCAAUUGAGAUGGUUUGGGAUGAGUCGGACGGCAGAGUGAAGGAAAAGCAGCCAAGAAGUGCUCAGCAUAUGUGGGAACUGUUGGAAAAACAUUCCAGGUGAAGCUGGUUGAGAGAAUGCCAAGAGUGUGCAAAGGGUGGCUAUUUGAAGAAUCUCAAAUAUAAAAUAUAUUUUGAUUUGUUUAACACUUUUUUGGUUACUACAUGAUUCCAUAUGUGUUCUUUCAUAGUUUUGAUGUCUUCACUAUUAUUCUACAAUGUAGAAAAUAGUAAAAAAUAAAGAACAACUCUUGAAUGAGUAGGUGUGUCCAAACUUUUUACUGGUACUGUAUAUUUAAAGUAAUGAUUUUAUACUGCCAAGUGUUGUAGUCCAUAUGUUAGUAUUCUCUGAUUUUGCACCUUGCAUUCUUAUGUAUGUUUUUAAGAUGUGGCAUAGUAAGAGUUUGUAGAUUUGACAUGUCAUAGGGAUAGUAUCAUGGCAUGUCAAUAUGGGGAAAAUAAGGCCUCUAUAUCCGACUCCUCUAUAAGCUCAUUAACCUUCCUUUGCUGAUGAAGGUCCGUCCGCUGGAGGCGCCAUAGCGAAGAGCAUUGGGUUCUCUUGGCUCAUGACCAUCAUUGGCAUCGUGGACAUCCUCUUCGCUCCCCUCUGCUACUUCCUCAGGAGUCCUCCUGGGAGGGAAGAGAAAAUGGUAAGACACUGAACACCUUGUACACACGCACAUACAUGUACAGAGAGAACUACCAUACCCACAGGCUCAAACUACUGCCGUCUUUUACAGGCAAUACUACCAGGAGAAACAGAGAGAGAGGAACUUGAGACAGAGUUAUGAUCAUGAGACACACCCUUUCUUUGAUUUGGCUAUCUAUUUAAGUUGACCAGUUCAGGUCUCACCAUUGCUGUGGAAUGCAUUCUAUUGCUCUUGGACACCCCCACCCCAGUUUCCACCUGCUUUUGGUUCUCCAGACUGAAUUGGUUUAGAGCAGGAGUCUCCAACAGGUCGAUUGCAGCCCACCUAUGAGUAGCUCGCCAAACAAUUAUGAAAGUACACACAAUUUUCACGUGCUUCACCUCAAACUGUCAUUAAAAAAUCUCACAAGUAUCAGACACUGCAAACUCCCAGCUACUAUCUAAUCAACACAACAUUGACAUUAUCCCACCCCUGGUUAGCCACUAUUGGCUUAAAAAGUGUGUGUGUGGGGGGGGGGGCUGUAUGAAUUACAAACAGCUGUAUACUAAGCGUCUCCGUAUACACUACAGUGCCUUGCAAAAGUAUUCAUCCCCCUUGGCGUUUUUCCUAAUUUGUUGCAUUACAACCUUUAAUUUAAAUAGAUUUUAAAUUGGAUUUCAUGUAAUGAAAAAAAAUAACUUGUUUCAAAAAAUAAAAUAAAAAUAUUAAUGGAAAACUGGUGCGUGCAUAUGUAUUCACCCCCUUUGCUAUGAAGCCCCUAAAUAAGAUCUGGUGCAACCAAUUACCUUCAGGAGUCACAUAAUUAGUUAGAUUGCACACAGGUGGACUUUAAUUAAGUGUCACGUGAUCUGUCACAUGAUCUCAGUAUAUAUACACCUGUUCUGAAAGGCCCCAGAGUCUGCAACACCACUAAGCAAGGGGCACCACCAAGCAAGCGGCACCAUGAAGACCAAGGAGCUCUCCAAACAGGUCAGGGACAACGUUGUGGAGAAGUACAGAUCAGGGUUGGGUUAUAAAAGAAUAUCAGAAACUUUGAACAUCCUACGGAGCACCAUUAAAUCCAUUAUUUAAAAAAUUGAAAGAAUAUGGCACCACAACAAACCUGCCAAGAGAGGGCCGCCCUCCAAAACUCACGGACCAGGCAAGGAGGGCAUUAAUAAGAGAGGCAACAAAGAGACCAAAGAUAACCCUGAAGGAGCUGCAAAGCUCCACAGCGGAGAUUGGAGUAUCUGUCCAUAGGACCACUUUAAGCCAUACACUCCACAGAGCUGGGCUUUACAGAAGAGUGGCCAUAAAAAGCCAUUGCUUAAAGAAGAAAAUAAGUAAACAUGUUUGGUGUUCGCCAAAAGGCAUGUGGGAGACUCCCCAAACAUAUGGAAGAAGGUACUCUGGUCAGAUGAGACUAAAAUUUAGCUUUUUGGCCAUCAAGGAAAACGCUAUGUCUGGCGCAAACCCAAAACCUCUCAUCACCCCGAGAACAGCAUCCCCACAGUGAAGCAUGGUGGUGGCAGCAUCAUGCUGUGGGGAUGUUUUUCAUCGGCAGGGACUGGGAAACUGGUCAGAAUUGAAGGAAUGAUGGAUGGCGCUAAAUACAGGGACAUUCUUGAGGGAAACCUGUUUCAGUUUUACAUUUUACAUUUCAGUCAUUUAGCAGACGCUCUUAUCCAGAGCGACUUACAGUUAGUGAGUGCAUACAUUUUCAUACUGGCCCCCCGUGGGAAUCGAACCCACAACCCUGGCGUUGCAAACGCCAUGUUCUACCAACUGAGCUACAGGGACUGUCUUCCAGAGAUUUGAGACUGGGACGGAGGUUCACCUUCCAGCAGGACAAUGACCCUAAGCAUACUGCUAAAGCAACACUCGAGUGGUUUAAGGGGAAACAUUUAAAUGUCUUGGAAUGGCCUAGUCAAAGCCCAGACCUCAAUCCAAUUGAAAAUCUGUGGUAUGACUUAAAGAUUACUGUACACCAGCAGAACCCAUCCAACUUGAAGGAGCUGGAGCAGUUUUGCCGUGAAGAAUGGGCAAAAAUCCCAGUGGCUAGAUGUGCCAAGCUUAUAGAGACAUACCCCAAGAGACUUGCAGCUGUAAUUGCUGCAAAAGGUGGCUCUACAAAGUAUCUUGAAAGUGGUAGGCAUGUAUCAAAGGAUACAAACCCCCCAAAAAUCAAUUUAAUUCCUGGUUGUAAGUAACAAAAUAGGAAAAAUGCCAAGGGUGGUGAAUACUUUCGCAAGCCACUGUACACAGACAAAAGUAUGUGGACACCCCUUCAAAUUAGUGGAUUCAGCUAUUUCAGCCACACCCGUUGCUGACAGGUGUACAAAAUUGAGCACACAACCAUGCAAUCUCCAUAGACAAACAUUGGCAGUAGAAUGGCCCAUACUGAAGAGCUUAGUGACUUUCAACGUGGCACCGUCAUAGGAUGCCACCUUUCCAACAAGUCAGUUCAUCAAAUGUAUGCCCUGCUAGAGCUGCCCCGGUCAACUGUAAGUGCAGUUAUUGUGAAGUGGAAACGUCUAGGAGCAACAACGGCUCAGCCGCGAAGUGGUAGGCUAGACAAGCUCACAGAACGGAACCAUCGAGUGCUGAAGCGCGUAGCGCAUAAAAAUAAUCUGUCCUCGGUUGCAACACUCACUACUGAGUUCCAAAAUGCCUCUGGAAGCAACAUCAGCACAAGAACUGUUCAUCGGGAGCUUCAUGAAAUGGGUUUCCAUGGCCGAGCAGCCGCACACAAGCCUAAGAUCACCAAGCACAAUGCCAAGCAUCGGCUGGAGUGGUGUAAAGCUCACCACCAUUGGACUCACCACCAUUGGCAGUCCGACGGACAAAUCUGGGUUUGGCUGAUACCAGGAGAACGUUACCUGCCCAAAUGCAUAGUACCAACUGUAAAGUUUGGUGGAGGAGGAAUAAUUGUCUGGGGCUGUUUUUCAUGGAUCGGGCUAGGCCCCUUAGUUCCAGUGAAGGGAAAUCUUAGUGCUACAGCAUACAAUGACAUUAUAUACGAUUCUGUGCUUCCAACUCUUCUGGCAACAGUUUGGGGAAGGCCCUUUCCUGUUUCAGCAUGACAAUGCCCUUGUGCACAAAGCGAGGUCCAUACAGAAAUGGUUUGUCAAGAUCUAUGUGGAAAAACUUGACUGGCCUGCACAAAGCCCUGACCUCAACCCCAUUGAACAUCUUUGGGAUGAAUUGGAACGCCAGGCCUAAACGCCAGGCCUAAUCGCCUAACAUCAGUGACCGACCUCACUAAUGCUCUUGUGGCUGAAUGGAAGCAAGUCCCCACAGCAAUGUUCCAACAUCUAGUGCAAAACCUUCCCAGAAGAGUGGAGGCUGUUAAAGCAGCAAAGGGGGGACCAACUCCAUAUUCAUGCCUAUGAUUUUGGAAUGAGAUGUUCGAUGAGAUGGUGUCCACAUACUUUUGGCCAUGUAGUGCAUACUUCCAUACAUUUUUCAUCAACGUUUUGUGAGGCCUAUGGGCAUCCUAGAGCAAAACAAUUGACAUGUACGUGUUUGUGAGAGUCUCACCUUUACACAGAGGGGUUAGUGUGUAGCCCAAAAUGUUCGGACACUACAGACAGAAAUUGGAAGAUCGGCUGUACCAACUUCAGACGAGUCCCAAGACGCUUUGGGGGGUAGCAGAGCAAAAUGGAGUAGAGCAAAACCGUUCAGACGCUACAGACGAUUUUGUGAUGUCUCAUGGUCUGACAAAAAGCGCUCUAGCUCUGUCACCUUUCACCGCAGAUCCGGAAGUGUUACAUAGGCUGAUGCGGUGGAUUGAGACACAUCCAAUGCCAAAAAACAGAUAUAAUUUUAUGGGGGCCAGAUGAACAAUUAAAGGGGAAUUACACUCAAAUUCCAAGUUUUCUACCAGAAAAAAUAACAGGGUAUGGUAGUAGGUGCCAGGCGCACCAGUUUUUGUCAAGAACUGCAACACUGCUGGGUUUUCACGCUCAACAGUUUCCUGUGUGUAUCAAGAAUGGUCCACCACCCAAAGGACAUCCAGCCAACUUGACACAACUGUGGGAAGCAUUGGAGUCAACAUGGGCCAGCAUCCCUGUGGAAUGCCAUGAUGAAUUGAGGCUGUUCUGAGGGCAAAAAGGGGUGGUGCAAAUCAAUAUUAGGAAGGUGUUCUUAAUGUUUUGUACACUCAGUGUAGUUUCCCCUUUGGUUGGACAUUUUGGGGGUAGAUGGUGGUGGUGAAUCUACAUCGUUUUAAAUGCUUUUAUAAAUUGCACAUGGGUAUCUCUGUAACUAGAUAUUGUGACAAAGGUUCAAAGAAUGAUGCCUCUCGAGGCAGACUAAUAAAUUGACCUUGGUAGUUGUCUUCCAUCAAAGCUACAUGACUGUAUACGAUGCGACCACAGUACAAAGCUCUUUGUGUUCAAACAAGAUAUAUUUUAUCUCUGAUACUUUGAUCCUUGAUAACAAAUUAUUGGUGGCCAUUUUAUGAUCUUUUUGCAUUUAUGGUAAAUGUUUUGGUUGUACUCUGACUCUAGACAGUUGUUUUCUUCUCAGGCCAUCUUGAUGGACUCCAACUGCGCAAUGAAGACCCGAUCGUACUCAACACAAGGGAACACAGAGUACGAAGAGAUGGAGACAGAGUAUGAUGAGUAGUAAUGGACACCAGACAUGUAUGUUACCUUCCAGAGGAUCUAUUUUGUUGUACAAAAACAG